This is a messenger RNA of Cydia splendana, 1816 nucleotides long. RefSeq lists its product as uncharacterized. Bases 23 to 1813 code for a protein of 596 amino acids. Lineage: Eukaryota; Metazoa; Arthropoda; Insecta; Lepidoptera; Tortricidae. The record is from RefSeq and is a predicted model, not a curated record. The transcript has 2 exons.
AGUAGGAAAUGAGGACCGAGGCAUGGAAGCGCGUACUCGGUGCCGCGACGACGGCGAGGAGUCCCCGGCCGCCGCCGCGCCGCCGCGCCGCCCUCACCCGACACCCGCAGUUCACUCGCCGCGCCGGCUCAGCGCGCUACACGCUAACCGCAACAUGGUAAUGGACAACCGAAUGAAUGAAGAAAAUAAAAAUGAAAACAACUCUUCCAUAUUUAUAAUUAACUUUCAAUAUGGGGAUGUUGUAAACUAUUCUUUGGUUUUAGUUAAAGGAAUUAUAACCAGAGGAAAUUCAAACAAUAAUGAUAACAUAUUAUGCACUGUUACAAAUGGUGGAGUUCAAAGUAAGUCAGAAUGUAUAAUAUACAACGGAGAAUUCAAAGCCUUAAUUGAAUUGAAGAAAGGCGAGAAUGUAAUUGAUUUUGAAUAUACCGGACAGCAACGUAAAACGUUACUACUCGAUUAUACACCAAGAAGAACAAAUUUAAGAGUAACACCAGUUUACAUAAUUUGCCAAGGGCACGAUGGUUAUUUCCAAAGCCCACCUAAUGUCGACAAUUCUGUAGAAAGUGCCUGUUUACGCGUAGCAAUUGGUGCUAAGCUGAUUCAAAGUCUAACUGCAGAAAAACUGUUUGAAAGUGGAUUCGGAAGAAAAACAUUCCAGCUCGAGCACGAAGUGAACUCAAAAAGUCCAGAAUGCAUUGUGUUCCGAAGCAACCUAAACGUAAACAAAGCGAGAAAAAUGAAGCAAGCCGAUUUAUGGGCUCAUUUUGGCAGAGAGCUUAUGUUAUCUGAUUUAGGCAGUAAUGAGAGAAAAUUUCUAGCAUUUAUAUCAUGCACGAGGUUCAAGGGUACUGACUUAGAUAAACCAAUGACUCACGAUGAGAUCGUUUCACUGACGGAAGCCUACGCAGCACUUGGUGGUGGAGGUUUAGCUUUGUUCGGAACCGCUUGCUUGUACACUUGGCCGACGACUGUGGAUGAAAUCAUUUCAAAGUUCCAAGAUACCUCUCCUGUAAACACACGUCGUUUUAUGGACGACAGCGGAUAUCGUGGUACACUUGGAGGCUGUUUUGCUACGACCCUGGGCUCGGUGUUUCAUGAACUAGGACAUACUUUUGAUCUCGGUCAUACAAAAGAUGGUAUCAUGGGCAGAGGGUUUGACCACCUUGACCGAGUUUUUACGGUAGGCGAGAAAAAAUCUGUUUUAUCAAAAGACAAUAUGAACAACUUUGGAAAACCUGUUCAACAUUCGACAGUUUCCCUUCAGCGUAAUAUAAGUGUUACAAUGAACGUGGCUGAGCCGCUCCGAGUAUUAGGACCAAGAAGCAAAACAACGCUAGGAAAUUUUGCGGCAAUGUCAAAAUCAGAUAUUAUCCGGAGAAGUCCCAAUGUCACACCUAUAACUAGGCCAUCUAGUGUGUACUCCAAUAUAUCAAACAGGAUGUCCGACUCCAGAAAAAAUGUGAAUCGGACAAAUGGAAAUGAUUCUAUUUUUUGGACAAGAAAUUGCGCUGUGCUUUUAUCAUACCACAGAUGGUUUAAUAACGAGUACGGUAGAGAAAGGCAGGCAAUAACUAGAUAUCUUAAAUUUGACAAAAAUAAAAUGAUGAUAAUAUCUACGGCAGGAAUAAGAAUAGUAGAAGUGAGAGAUGAAUCAAAUGGAAUGGUGUUAGAUUCAUAUGAAUUCACAGAUCUUUUACCUGAAAAAAGAUUUUUGGUACCUUUUACCUUUUCACCUAAAAGUAAAGUUUUGACGAUAGUGGUUGAAGAUGAUUUGGGAAACGUGCUAAAACAAACACUUUCUUCUUAUUAAGCU